Sabethes cyaneus is the source of this 1542-nucleotide messenger RNA. RefSeq lists its product as uncharacterized. Gene Ontology annotation, cellular component: neuron projection membrane. The coding region runs from base 1 to 1542 and encodes 513 amino acids. NCBI's taxonomy places the organism in Eukaryota, Metazoa, Arthropoda, Insecta, Diptera, Culicidae. Gene Ontology annotation, biological process: synapse organization. The record is from RefSeq and is a predicted model, not a curated record. The transcript has 5 exons.
AUGAAAGCUGGGAAAGUGCCUGGCCCUGAUGGAGUACCCAACGUAGUGCUGAAAGCGGCAUUAGAGGCAUCUCCAGACAUGUUUAGAACGGACCUACAAAAAUGUCUUGAGGAAGACUACUUCCCGGAUCCAUGGAAGAUACAGAAGUUAGUACUCAUACCGAAACCAGGAAAGUCCUCGGGAAAUCGAGCAGCUUACAGACCCAUCUGUUUGCUGGACACACUCGAUAAACUCCUGGAGAGGAUUAUUCUCAACCGGCUUACAAAAUACACGGAGAAUAAACACGGCCGUCAGAAAGAUAUCACCAGUUGUGGCAUCCAGCAGAACCAUCCGAUCGAUGGCCAUAAAUCACUGUGGCUCGAGACCAGUACGUCCCAGCUGAGUGCGUACGUGGCCGCAGCUUCGACCUCCGGAGCAGGUGCCGGUCAUCGGCACCAGCAGCUCCAGCAGCAGAUACCAACCGGGGUAGCCGUGCCCCAGUCGACCGGCGUUGGAGCUGGAGCUUCGGGAAAAUGGGAUGAACCUUACUUUGACGAUACUACACCGCGAAACGUGACCGCUUUGGUCGGAAAAUCGGCGUACCUCAGCUGCCGGGUGAAGAAUUUGGGUAAUAAAACGGUGUCCUGGAUACGGCAUCGUGACAUCCAUAUUUUAACGGUCGGCAGCUACACGUACACCUCGGAUCAGCGCUUUCAGGCGACACAUCACAAAAACACCGACGACUGGACACUGCAGGUCAAGUGGGCCCAGAAGCGAGACGCCGGAAUAUACGAGUGCCAGAUUUCGACGCAACCGGUGCGCAGCUAUUUUGUCACGCUAAGCGUUGUCGUCCCAACGGCAACCAUUAUUGGCGGACCGGAUCUGCACGUCGACAAGGGCAGCACCAUCAAUCUGACCUGUGCUGUCAAAUACAGCCCGGAACCGCCGGCGUACAUAUUCUGGUACCACCACGAUGAGGUUAUCAGCUACGAUUCGAGCCGCGGUGGCGUGUCCGUUAUUACGGAGAAGGGCGACGUGACCACAUCCCACCUGCUGAUCCAGAAUGCCGACCUGGACGACUCGGGCAAGUACAGCUGCUCCCCGUCCAACGCGGAUGUCGCCAGCGUUCGCGUUCACGUACUGAACGUUCGGGCGGUUCUUUCAGGUGAACAUCCGGAGGCCAUGCAAACCGGAUCCGCUUUAAGUCCAGUCAGAAACGGAGGCCCACCAUGUCUGCUGGUGCUUGCACUGGCAACCCUGCUAACCAGCUGGAUGCUUCUGAUUCGAUGGCACAUAAAUGGUGUUCGUUUGGCCUUUCCACACGGUCGGCAAAGGCAACGGAAGUCCACUGCUGAUGAAGCUGCAAUAACAGCUGAGGCUGAAACGACCGAGUUGUUACCCUCCAGCAGCCAAUUGUUGCCGCAACUAGGCAGUUCAGCACUUCGACAUCGAAAAAAACAGUUCUCAGUGCAUCGAUUUCCUCGGAUGAUGAUGAUGAUGGCUAGUGGUAAGAUAGCUUUCGAUAGCACCUGUCCUGGAGAUCGUCUAGGUAGUGGGAGAUGA